CGUGGUGAAGGAAGUCCGCUUACCCACGACAGGGUCUCUGACGCCCAUCUCCGUUACCCUAGAGGAUGACAAGACCCAGCGCGUCUUCGAUCAGACGGUCACUGACCUCCCCUUCUUCCUCACUCUCGAGCCGACUGAUCGUUCCCCGGCGUCUCGUCGCCACCGCUCCUCUGCACAUUUCGAUGUGAUGGAGACGCGGUACGACUUCAUUCUCUACAUUCCGUGGUCUCGUCGGUUUCGCAGCACCGAGGCCGAUUGGGCGACCAACACUCUCGUUCUCAAAACGAAGUGUGGACAGACGUAUCGCGUACCUUUCAUAGGUACCACGACGAUACCACGCCCCGAUCCUCCUCCCCCGGAGCCGUCUGUGCCCACACCAUCCCCCUCUAUCACUGUCGCCUCGCCUCGGCAGUUCGCUCACUUCAUUCGACAGGACGACGUCACCUUCUUUAUGGUGAACGUGACGGAUCUCUUACACUAUGAUCCACCCUAUCCCGACGCCGAGCUCAUCCCUCUUGAGCCAUAUCCUCCUUCUAUCUCCAUGGCUCCCAUCUCUACUCCCGUCCCUCCGCCGUCCGUCGAGUCCACUCCGUCGUCGCGCGCUGACACUGACGCUGAGGAACUCGCACGAUAUACGGCUAACCUGGAGCCCGAAGUUCGUGACCUCAUCCGAGAGUACCGCGACAUUUUCCCAUCGUCGUUCUCGUACGCCGGCAUCCCACCGAUGCGUGACGUCGAGCACUCCAUUCAGCUUGUGCCUGACUAUCGUGUUCACCACCAGACACCCUACAAACUCUCGAUUCCCGAGGCCACUGAAAUCAAGCGUCAGCUUGAGGAGCUCCUGAGACUGGGUUUCAUUAAACCCAGCAACUCCCCGUGGGGUGCACCCGUCCUCUUUGCUCACAAAGCGGAUGAAACUCUUCGUCUCUGCAUCGACUACCGCGGUCUCAACCGCUACACGGUUCAGAACAGCUACCCCAUGCCUCGUUCCGAUGAGUUGUUCGACCGCCUAGCAGGCAACCGCUUCUUUACAAAGAUUGAUCUUCGUAGCGGUUACCAUCAGAUCCGCGUCGCUGCAGCCGACCAGCCGAAGACCGCACAUGGCUUCUACGCCAAGCUCAGCAAGUGCCGCUUUGCCCACCACAAAGUGGACUUCUUAGGACAUUACGUGUCUGACCAGGGUCUCCACAUGGACGACGCGAAGAUCACUGCUAUUGCGGAAUGGCCCGCUCCCACAUCCGCCAAGCAGCUUCGCAACUUCCUAGGACUGACCACCUACUAUAGUAACUUCAUCCAGGGAUACGCUAGGUAUUCCUACGUCCUUACCUCCACCCUCCUCCGGAAGAACCCACCCUGGGCUUGGACACCCCUCUACGAGGACGCCUGCCGCGCCCUCAAGAAGGCGGUGACAUGUGCACCGGUUCUUCACCUACCCGAUUUUGAUCGCCCUUUUAUCCUUACCAUCGAUGUGUCAGACUUUGCUGUAGGAGCAGUGCUUUCUCAGGUCUUCCCCUCCUCUCCUGAUUCCUCUCAUCCUCGUAUCCCUCGCUUCCCACCACCUACCCCUACCACUGCUUCCCGACUGACGCCUACUCGUCCAGCUACUGACGAGCCUUCUAUUGAAUAUUCUCCUACCAUCGCCGAGGACGGCAAUGUUGAGUCUCGCUUAGGUGAUUGUCCGAUAGCCUUCUACUCACGUCAACUCCUGCCCGCCGAGAUAAACUACACUACUGAUGAACGUGAGGUUCUCGCAGUAGUUUAUGCCGCUCGGCACUGGCGUCACUACCUGCAUGGGGCACCGUUCACGGUGCGUACGGACAACUCUGUUGUCCAGGCUUUUCUGACAAAACUGAAGCUCACUCCUCGACAGGCUCGCUGGUGGCGCGACCUAUCCGAGUUUAGUUUCACCACUGAGCACAUCAAGGGUGAGACUAACCGGGUCGCAGAUGCAUUAUCCCGACGCCCUGACCACGAUCAGGAGCAGAUCCAACUCUCUUCCAUCUCGGUCUCCACCGUCCACCACUCGAUGAUCGACGAGUUUCGCACUCAGUACCGCCACUGCCCCGACUAUCGCGACAUCCACGCGACCCUUCGGAGUGGCAAGUCCAUCCCGAACUACUCUCUCGGUGACAACGGUCUCGUAUACUGGCACGUAGCAGAGUUCCAUGACCAGGCAGCCGCCGGUCAUAUGGGCUUCCACAAGACGUUGGCUCGUGUGAGCCGCCUAUACGUCUGGCCGAAGCGCAAGGACUUUAUGAAGGACUACGUCGCAGAGUGUCCCACCUGUCAGGAGGUGAACAGUGCGAACCACCUGCCUUAUGGUUUGCUCCAGCCUCUUCCUAUCCCUGAGGGUCGUUGGCAGUCCAUCUCGAUGGACUUUAUCGGUCCUCUUCGACCUACGACCCCCCGCAGUCAUGAUGCUAUCCUGGUCGUCGUUGACCGCUUCAUGAAGCGUGCACGCUUUGUUCCGUGCCGCUAUGCUAUCAGUGCACGUGAGGUCGCCGACAUCGUGUUUGACCGAGUCGUGCGUGACCACGGCUUACCUCUGAGCAUCAUAUCUGACCGUGACCCGCGCUUUACCAGCCGAUUCUGGCAACGGCUCCACGAGGUGUACGGCACUCAGCUCCGCUUCUCCUCGUCUUACCAUCCUCAGACUGAUGGUCAGACCGAGAUCACGAACAGGACUCUCGGAGAUAUUCUCCGAAAGAUUGUUCGUGACGACCAGCAGUGGAAUUUCCAUCUUGCCCACACGGAGAUAGCCUACAAUCACGCCGUCUCGCCAGCCACGGGGAUGUCGCCUUACUAUUGCGACCUCGACUAUCACCCUCGUGUUCCCGCGGACUUCCUUCGACCAUCCGAGCUGCACCCCGACACGAGUUGUCCCGCGCUAGACGAUUGGGUUGCACACAUGACGUCGAUCAUGAAGACCGCACAUGAGCACAUAGCCGCUUCCCAGACUCGCAUGGCAGCACGUGCGAACCGAUCGAGGAUGGAUUAUCCAUUCAAAGUCGGUGAUGAUGUGCUUAUCGACGCCCGCCACUUACAGCUCGAAGCGGACACGCUUUGCAAGUUUCGGCGUUGCUUCUUUGGCCCAUGCCGCAUCCUCCAGGCCGUCGGUUCUGAUACGGCAUCUAGCCCGGUCAGCUUCCGUGUGAAGCUGUCCGACUACCUACGCCAGGCUCGUGUGCACGAUGUCUACCAUGUCUCGUUACUGCGUCCUUACCGCAGACCGUUUGAGCGUUUCGCCAGACGACCAUACGAGCGCCCUCCACCCAUCAUGGUGGACGGUCACGAGGAGUUCCUCGUUUCAGACAUCAUUGGUCGCUGAAUCACCAACGACAACCCUCCCCACGUCGAGUAUCUCGUACGUUGGAAGGGUUACCUUGAUAAGGAGGCUACCUGGGAGCCCCUCGAGCACUUGCAGCACGCUCGCAUGUUGGUGCGUACCUAUGACCGUGCUCGUCGUGCUGGGUUCACUCCUCCUCCUCAGCCCACUGACCCUCCUCCUUCUCCUCCGACUGAGGAGACUGCUGAAGUCGAGACUGCUCCAUCUGAGGCAGACCUUCAGCAGCAGCCGGAUGCUUUUGAGCGU
Messenger RNA from Chara braunii, 3592 nucleotides. The record is from the annotation of a GenBank genome assembly. NCBI's taxonomy places the organism in Eukaryota, Viridiplantae, Streptophyta, Charophyceae, Charales, Characeae.